AUGGCGGAACGGGGUCCGUGUGCCGAUCUCGUAGUGCGAACCGCGUGUGCCUUUCUCGAGGUGCCGGGCCAGGGUUCGCACCGGGGACGGCAGUUCCUACGUGCCUUCGUGGACGAUCCGUCGACUCUCACUCUCUGUGCCGUCCGCAACUCGAAUGACCGAGCAUUGACUUUCUCCGUUCAGGCUUCGGCGCUCGACGAGGGCGACGAGCGGCAGCUGGUGUUCUUCAAGCGGCGGCCCCAGGUACUCACUCCCGAAAAUUUGAGCGGCGAUGUCGGCGUGUGCGCCCUGCUGGCGCCCUCGGUGGCCGAAUCGUUGGGUGCCUGCCUGCGCGCCGUCUUCCAGCCGCUGUUGGCUGGCGAACCGCUGCUGGCCACCAGCCUUGGACAGUUGCAGGUGGCCCUUGGCACAGCCCAUGAUGGCGACUCCUCUAAGACGAAAGGGAAGGAUGAAGCUGCUCUAGAGCAACACUGGUGCGCUCUGGGUUCUGCUAGCCUGGACGAGUGUGCUGAAUGGCUGGACGCAGGUCGAGGUCUGGCGGCCAGGCUAGAAACGCUCCUUGGUGACUUGGACCCAUGGCACACACCUUUGACCAAGGUCCAGCAAGAGCUCGGUUUGGCUCUAUCAGCAUGUGGCCGCAGCCCAAGCGCGGACGCCGUCCUGGGCGGCCGAAUCCGUACAAUGCUGCAGGCACGCCUUACGCAAGAGCAGCUGGUUCGCCUCGCGCCGCCCACCACGCAGGAACCACUGCCCGUGGCUCCGCGGUUCUCGGACCCCGGGCCCGAAUGGUGCGCCGCCAUGGCUCUACACACCCAGUGGCUGGCCCCUCUGGCUGCCAGAGCGGCCGCCACGCUCAGGGAACGACUGAUGCGAACAACAGGACUAUCGCUCCUGCAGGAAUGCAAAUCCUACUCUGAGCUGCUUAAACAUCCUGACGUGCAAGCUCAGCUAGCCCCUGAAAGAGACAUGCUUCUGCACGCUUUGAGCGAGUGCAUGGAUGAGGCGAAGAAGUCGUACGAGCAAACUUCGUGCAGCAUACAGGGAGUACCGGACGUCGUCAGAGACAUAGUCAGCCUUCAGGAACUGCGCACCAGGCUGGAGGAGGCUCGGGAGGUGGUGCGCCUGCUAAACGACGGCAGCGACACCUGGGAAACACUGGUGCAGAAGCUUAACAGGGCGUGCGACGAAGCAAGGGAAGCCGCCGCCGACCGGCUGGACGCUUGGAGCCGCAACGCUCAGCAGGUCGCCACUAAGACGAGCCUCCAGGAGGACGAACCUGCAUUGAUCCUGGGUCCAGGUGGGCGUCCCCGGGUCAGCCUGAGCCCCCGGCUGGCGUCCAUCGCUUCCGAAGCGAGGCAGCUGCGCACACUGGGCUGCCGGCUUCCGCCCCUUCGCCAGCUUGAGGACAUUGCUGCUCGUGCCGGACACCGUGCACGUCAGCUGCAGCAGGUUGCGUCGUUUUACAGCACGGUGGCUGAUCAGAUGAUUCCGAGCCAACGACCGCUAAUGCUGGGGUUGGCCGAGGAGUUGACCGGCGCCCUGAGACAGCGGGUGCCGUGGGGAGACGUCGCAGCCCUGGACGCCUUUGUUGGACGAUUGCGCGGCCUGGCUGCUCGGCUGGCCGGCCGAAACCGCCAUCUGCGCGCACUGCAUCUAGCUGUGUGCCGCAAGGUGAUGUCCUUGUUCGACCUCGACCUAGUGUGUCGCCAGCAGAACUGGAAGGAUGUGCUCAAUGACAUCAGGGCCAUCAUGGCCCAGCAACAGGAAAGUGCCGAGCAAGUGCGUCCUUGGCGAGCCCACUGGGACCGGCAGCUGUACAAGGCGCUCGAGUGCCAGUACCUGCGAGGCCUCGAGACGCUGCUGCAGUACCUGCCCGAAACGCGCGUAGAACUCACCUGCAGGAGCGGGCAGUUGUGCUUCCGGCCACCUCUGGAGGAAGUACGCUCACGCUACUACCAGCAGGUCAAGAGAUUCCUGGCCCUGCCACUGCACUUUCGCGGCGUCAGUGAUGACCUGGCGGUGGAGCAGAGCCUCGUGUUCUCGGUCAUCGUGGACCGGAACGCCCACCAGUUUGUGGACCUAUACAGGCGCACGCAAAGGCUCUUCGCCUCCGUUCAGGCCUCCGCAAGUCGUUUUCAGGAAUGGGUAGCCCUGAGCUCGUUAGACUUACAGACCUUUACCGAGGGUCUGUCCCCGGAGGACUGGAAGAACAGUUUUCGUACUGUCAAGGCCAAGAGCCAGGAGUUUGGAAAGGCGUUCCCCGACGAGGAGCGCUUCGAGUGCCUGGUGGUGAGCUACGCUCCGGUGCGCUCGCACGUGGACUUCGCGCUCUCAGAGCUGGAGUCGGGCCUGGUGCGCGAGCUACGUGCCUCGGUGGCACGUGACGCAGCAGCCGUGCGGUCCUACCUGGAGUCCUCCCUUGACGCGCUUGCCGGCAAUGCUCAGACGGCCGAGGAACUGGCGCAGCUGAGCGCGGCUUUCGGCCGCACAGUUUCGGGCCGCGACCAGGCGGCAUCCAUGCAUGCUGCAGCUCGCGACAAACAGCAGUUGUUGGCACGCUGGUCUCGGCGCCCGCCCCCCGCCGACAUGGACGGACUUCAGCAGCUGUGGCACACACUGGACGACAAGCUACACCAGCACAGGGACGUUGUAGCACACCAGAUGGAGGUGCUGAAGGCCAAUGUAUCGGCCCGCCUAGAGAACUUCGAGCAACUGCGUGAGCGUUUCCUCGCCCGCUGGGAACAAGCACGUCCCCGGCUGGGUGACGAGGCGGCCAACCUUUUGGGCGAGCUGCGGGUCGAACUGGAUGCGCUGUUGGACGCACGCCGCCGGCUGGCGUCGGAAGCGGAACAACUGGGCAUGGCAGGACCCGGUGAGCUGACCACGACCGAGCAGGAGCUGCAGGAGGCCGAGGCGUCCUGGGCACUACGCGAGCAGUUCCGCAAGGAGCUGCAGGAGCUCAGCCAACAGCAGUGGAUCCUCAUGAGGCACGCAGCGAUGGCCGUGCUGCCGCUUUGCCGUGGGGAGGCUUUCUCGGCACAACACUGGGCCGAGUUGUUCCAGUUGGCUGAGGCGGCUGGCCGGCCGCUGGAGGAACUUCGAUUAUCGCACGUGCUCGCCAUCGCGCCGAAGCUGGCUGCCAGGAAAGCUCAGCUCCAGGAGUUGAACACCAGGGCCCGCUCGGAGGCGAACAUACGGGCCAUUCUGAGCGAGUUGGAUGUAUGGGGAAGCACAGCUCGCUUUUCUCUCGUGGACCACACUGAUUCAGCAGGAAAUCAUGUGAUGAUCGUGCAAGAGUGGGCGCAAGUGCUGGGAAAGGUCGGCGAGCUGCAGCUUCUUGUGCACUCGCUGGCCGAAGCGUGUCGUGGCGUGGGAUCCAGCGCCGGCCUGGCGGACGGCGCAGCUCUGUGGGAGGAGCGGCUGGCGCGCUUGGAGCCCACGCUGCGGGGUCUUCAGCGAGUGCAACAACAGUGGCUUCAGCUGGAGCCACUCCUGGGGCCUCCGCGCUCUUUGUUGCCCGACCAGGCUCCUCGCUUCGAGGCGGCCAGCCGGCAGUUGAGGACGUUGAUGGCUGCCGUGGCCCGAGACGAAAGAAUCGUGCUCGUGGGCAGCAUGGCCGAGACGCAGGCCCUGGACUCUCUGGCCGACCAGUUGAGCCGCUGCCAGAGGGCCCUGCAUCAACACAUGGAGGACAAGCGUAGUCGCUUCCCUCGAUUUUAUUUUCUGGGAGACGAGGACCUGUUGGAGGUACUGGGCAACCGUCCAAGUGCGGUGGAACCCCACCUGCGCAAGCUGUUCGCUGCCGUCCACCGCGUCGAAUGGGGCGACGACUGCGUCACGGCCGUGCUUUCACCUGAGGGUGAGCGGCUCCUCCUAAGCCAUCCGGUGAAGCUGACACCGGACCCGGAGGUGGUGUGCCUGGCCGAAUGGAUUCGGUUCACGGAAGCGUGCGAGGCCGCCCUGGAAUCAGGGCGGUUGGCGCAGCUCCUGGACGAGGUACGCGCGCAGCUGUCGGUCCUGGCUUCCGCAGGAGCGAAGAUGGGCUCCCUGCACGCGCUGCUCAUCGACGCCAUUCACCGACUGGCCAUCAUCGAGGAGCUCACCGCCCUCGAUGUGCGCUCGGUCCAUGACUGGCACUGGCAGAAGCAACUCAGGUUCUACCUGCGCGACGGACGUGCUGUGGUCAAAAUGGUGGAUGCCUCUUUCGACUACACGUACGAGUACCAGGGAAGCGCUCCGCGACUUGUGUACACGGCUCUCACCCACAAAUGCUUCGUCAGUUUGACCCAAGGUAUGCGGCUGGGAGUUGGAGGUAAUCCAUACGGACCAGCAGGCACCGGGAAAACGGAGUCGGUCAAAGCGCUUGGAAAUGCUCUGGGGCGACAAGUGCUCGUAUUCAACUGCGACGAGAGCAUGGACGAACGCUCGCUUGGGCGCCUGUUGGUGGGCCUGGCCCGUAGCGGUGCCUGGGGCUGCCUGGACGAGUUCAACCGACUCGACGAAGGCGUGCUCUCGGCGAUGGCCGCGCUCAUCGGGGACCUACAGCUGGCGUUGCACCACGGAAAGCCACACGUACGCCUACUUGGCUCGCAGGUGGAGUUGGACCGCAGUGCUGGGGUCUUCAUCACCCUUAACCCUGCGGGAAAGCAAUACGGAGGCCGCCAGCGGCUUCCCGACAGCCUCAAACAGCUGUUCCGGCCUGUGGCCAUGGCGGUUCCGGACAGCGCAGACAUCGCACGCGCUCUUCUGCUGGCCGGAGGAUUCGAAGGGUCGCAGUCUCUGGCUGCUCGACUCGUGACAGCUUUCCAGCUCGCAAGGGAGCUGCUGGUGCCCCAGCAACACUACGACUGGGGCCUGAGGGCGCUCAAGAGCGUCCUUCUUGCCUGCGGACGAAUGCGGCUCGCUGCCGCACCUCCAUCGGACGCUGACGACCGCCAUGCUUGGGAACAAAGCCUCGUGGUGCGGGCAGUGCGGCUUCAGGUGCUGCCCAAACUGGCGGUCCGCGACUGCAGCCACUUUGAGAGGCUGCUCCGCGACGUCUUCCCUGGAGUCCCGCACGGGGAAGACAGUGUCGGAGAGGACGAGCUCUCGUCGGCGCUUCGGGAGGCAUACGUCAACCUGGGACUCACCUGGGAUGAAGCACAGGUUCGCAAGGUGCUGCAGCUGCGCGAACAGCUCUCCCAGCGCACCGGAGUGAUGCUCGUGGGACCGCCCGGUUCGGGCAAGACGAGCGUGUGGCGACUACUGCAGAGAGCCCUGCACACGGCAUCAGCGGGACGGAAACCGCCGCCGCGUCUCUGGUUGAUGGGACCGAAGUCUCUGCCCCGGCAUCAGCUGCUGGCUACUGUCCACCCGGACACCAGGGAGUGGUGCGACGGCGUUCUCACGGCCAGUGCUCGGGAGGCCGCCAGGGAGCCUCAAGAGGUCUCCUGCUGGAUCGUGUGCGACGGAGACGUGGACCCGGAGUGGGUGGAAUCCCUGAACUCGGUCCUCGACGAUAACCGAUUGCUGACACUGCCGUCCGGCGAACGCAUCCAGUUCGGGCCGAACGUGCACUUCGUGUUCGAGACGGAUAGCCUGGCCGCAGCAUCGCCGGCCACAGUGUCUCGCGUGGGAAUGGUGUUCCUCAGUGCCGAGAACAGUCCGGUCAAGGGUAUGGUCACGUCUUGGCUGAAGGGACAGCCACAGGAAGGCGCCGCAGUAGCGGACCUCGUAGAAGAGCACUUCUUUCGGGCUCUGCGCUUCGCCUUGCAGAUGAAGGACUUCGUCCUUGAGACAUCCGCUACGGCAGUGGUGCGCAGCGCCCUCUCUUAUCUACGAGACGUCAAGAUCAGGCCUGAGUUCGCGCUGGCGCUGGCUCGAGGGCUGACCGCCAGCCUUGGUACAAGUGGAAGAGACAAGGUCGCCAAGGAGAUUUUCUCUUGGAUGAGUGUGUCAGCGCCCGACCCCAGCCGUCCCCUCAACUGCUACUGGGACAAAGAGUCCGGCAAGCUGACAAAGUACGAGCCACAGUCGUCGCGGGAAAUCAGCCUACCCGAGCUUUUGGAGACUCCCGUGGUCGAGACGGUCGACGUAUGCAAUGCCAUGGACGUGCUUACUCCGUGGCUGGCGUCUCAGGAGCUCGUGAUCGUAGCCGGACCAGAUGGAUGCGGGAAAAGUGUUUUGCUGUCGCACUGCCUGGCGCGAUUGGCGGCGCCUUGCGAGGUCCGCUGGCUUUCCUGCACGGCUCAGACAGGCGCCGCCCAGGUCUCGCGUGCCCUGCGCCAGGCGUGCGCCCCGUGUGCUGGCGGCGGGCUACAGCCCCGAGGCGCAGCCGGAUGGCUGGUGCUGUGCCUGCGUGGUCUGGGCGCGGCGCGCCGCGACCGCUGGGGCUCCUGCCAGCUGGCCGCCUGGCUUCAUCAGGUGCGCACCCACGGAGGAUACCACGACCCCACUGAGGCCGGAUGCCCGUGGGUGACUCUGCAGCGAGUGCAGCUGGUGGCCACCGUGGCACUGCCGGCCUCUUCGCUACCACCAAGACUACUGUCGGCAGCACGCGUUUUCGCCCUUGGGGCUCCGCAGCCACCGGAGCUUGCUCGAAUAUGCGACGCCUACUUGGUGCCGAUCACACGACAUCUGGCAGAAGGCAGCUUGGCUGACCAACACGAGGCUCUAGCCGCCUCUAUGGUUACCCUUGUGCAGCAGGCUCAGUCUCGGCUGCCUGCUGCUGCCGAGAGGUUGACGGCGCGACUGUUGACCGACUGGGUGAGAGGCUUGGUACGGUACUCCGCCCCCGACGCGCAAGGCCUGCUGGCUUGCUGGGCGCACGAAGGCUGUCGACUCUUCAAGGAUUCCCUAGUCGACGACGCGGACCGCGCUCAGCUGGACGCACUGUUUGCGGGCAUUCUACGCGCUCACUGGCCCCAACAUUCAUCUGCUAUUCUGCAACGCGAGAAGGAAGUCGUCUACGUGUCCAAGCCUGGUGACUCAUCGACCAAAACAGCCUCUUGGGGAAGCCAGCUCGAGAAACUUGAUCUGAAAGACUGGAAUGAUGCUGUCCUCAAAACAGCCAAAGAGUGUGGUGCUUAUGCGGUGCCAGUGCUUGAAUGGCUGUCACUGGUGGCCCAAGCGGACUGGGCACUGGGGCGACCAGCAGGUUGGGUCCUGGUCGGCGGAGCCUCUGGAAUGGCCCGCCGUCUGGCGGUGCGCCUGGCUGCUCAUCGAGCCCGGCUACCCUGCGUAUUCCCUAAGGGUCGGUCGCUGGCCGGCAGCCGGUCCGACCUGCGUCCACUGGUGCAGUCAGCCGGGCUUGAAGGUCGUAGGUCGGUGCUGCUGCUUGAGGACCAACAACUGGAUGAGGAUUCGCUCGACCUACUGGCCGCGCUGUGGGCCACGGGCGAAGCACCUGGACUCUUUCGGCCCGACGAACUUGACCUAGCGCCCCUUCUGCAAGAAGGAGAGCCCGAGGCCGAAGGGCUCCCACCCUGGGAGCAUUUCUGCCGCCGAGUGCGCAGGAACUUGCACGUGGCAUUGGUCCUGGACGCUUCGUUCGUCCAGCACCACGCAGAACGCCAUCCGUGGCUUCGCAAGGGUUGCAGCGUGCACUGGCUCUCAUCCUGGAGCCGUGAGAGUUUCAAGCAGUUGCCCGGCCUGGUGUUGGACUCCAGCAGCGUGGGCAGCCGCAAUGCGCCCGACGCAGCGCUCUUCCUCCAACUGCACGAAGCAUGCCUGUCGACCGGGCUCGCUGUCGGCCCCAGCCAGUAUUUCACCAUGGUGGGCGCCUUCCGCGAUAUCUUCGCCCAGCAGGAGGCAGAAAUGGAGGAGUCCAAGAAGCACUUGCAGCUGGGGAUAUCUAAGCUGAACGAGGCCAAGAAGGCGGUCUCCAAGCUCGAGGGAGAAGCGGCUGUUCAGCGAAAGCUUCUGGCUGAAAAGCAAGGCGAAGCUGACGCUGCACUGCUGCAGAUAACAAACAGCAUGACGAGCACCAGCGAGCAAAAAGCAGAGAUGGAGCAACUGCGAGCCACUAUGCGCCAGGAAAGCGAACGACUCAAAGAACGCAAACAGCACAUCGACCACGAGCUGGCUCAAAUCGAACCACUUGUGCAAAACGCGCAACAGGCUGUCGGAAGCAUCCGGUCAGACGCCCUGUCGGAGAUCCGCUCUCUCCGGGCGCCACCUGACGUCAUCAGAGACAUCCUGGAGGGUGUGCUGCGUCUCAUGGGGAUAUUCGACACUUCGUGGGUCAGCAUGAAGAGGUACGUGUCUUCUUGGCCAGUCUGGAAAAGCGCGCGAGCUAUUCGUACGCGACAGUCACCGGCUGAGUAACAUGCUUUUGAGCAAUGUUUUUCUUUCCUUUCGCAGAACGCGAAACGAGCCUCCGCAGCUGCGGCACCGCUGGCGGCCUGGGUUCAAGCGAACGUCCAGUACGCCGACGUUCUGCACAAGAUCGGCCCCUUGGAAGCGGAGCAGGCGGAGCUGCAGCGGAAGCUUUCAGGUGCCGAGCAACGCCUGGGCAAGCUCGGCUCGGCGCUUGCCGGUGUGGACGAGCGAGUGUCCGAGCUGCGCGAGCGACUGGGCGACUGCACCCGAGAGGCUGCCCGCAUCGAAAUGGGGCUUCGCGACUCUGAUGCGCGUCUGUCCGCGGCCCGGGACCUGCUCGCGCAACUAGAGGGUGAGCACGCGCGCUGGUCUCGGCGCCUGAAGGCCUUGGAGGCCCAGCCACUGGCCCAGCGCUGCCUGUUGGCCUCGGCGUGCGCCGCCUACCUGGGCGCACUGCCGGCGGCCAUGGAGGAGGCUCGGUCUAAGCUUCUACAACGCUGGCGCCGGCUUCUGCCCGAACUGCAACAGCAGGGCGUACCGGGAGAGCUGGCGCAACUCCUCAGCUCCGAGAAGGAGCAGCUUGCGUGGAGGGCCCAGGGUUUGCCUCCGGACCGGUUGUCGAUUGAGAAUGCCGCCCUACUCAUCCUGCCCCUGCCCAAGAGACCGUUCAUCAUCGACCCGUCGGGGCAGGCCAGUCGCUGGCUGCAGUGCCACCUCAAGGACCCACAACUGAUCACACAGCAGGACCCCACGUUUACAGCGACUCUGGAGCUGUCUGUACGCCUCGGCAAGGCCCUGCUCGUGCAGGACGUACAGCAGAUCGACCCCAUACUGUACCCAUUGCUGAGGAGAGACCUUCUUACACAGGGCUCACGGCAGGUAGUACACAUAGGGGAAAAAGCGGUGGACUACAGCGACGAGUUUCGCCUCUUCCUGCUGAGUCAGGACGCCGAGGCCACGCUACCUCCGUACGUGGCGACGCUGGUUCGCACUAUCGACUUCAGCACCACCGAGGCUGGGCUCUGCGACCAGUUGCUGCAGGUAGCGCUGCAAGAGGAGCGGCCCGAACUGGAGGAGCGUCGCCAAGCGCUGCUGCACGAGGCGGACACACUGCGGCUUCAGUUAUCCGAUCUUGACUCGCGCCUCCUGGAUCUCCUUCUGUCGGGAGACUUUCUGCACAACCAAGAGCUGCGCCAGGCUCUGCAGGAAGCCAAGGCUAGCGGCGCUCGUGCGGAGACGUCCCUGGCCGAGGCGCAGAGGCUGCAGGCUUCGCUGGAGAAAGAACGGGCCGUGUACGAGCCCGUCGCGAGACUCGGAGCCCGCCUCGUGGGUCUGCUCGAUCCCGUUGCGCGUUUGGGACAUACGUACCGGUGGGGCAUGGCCGGACUGGUUGACCUCUUCCGGCGAGCAUUGCGACAACAGGGAACUAAUGGCAAGAAAAAAGAUCUGAAGCUGGUGGAACGCACGUUGACACACCUCGUAUACGAGCACGCUGCGAGGUCUUUGUUCAAGAAGGAUCAUCUGACAUUUGCCCUGCAUCUGAUCCAUGGUCUAAGUCCUGACCUCUUCAGAGAAAACGAAUGGGAGUCUCUCACGGGCACACUUGUGAAGGACACCGCUCAACACACAGAACAGCGGCCCAUCUGGCUGAUCGAGGACCGAUCGGCAGCCCUGUCACAGCUCAAGGUCACGCUGGGGCCCGAGCUGUGGUCUGCGUUGCGUCUCGACGAAGCCUCCCUGUGGCAACCGUUCGCCAGGAGUGGUCACUGCGAGGAGCAACUGCCGGAGCACGCAACGCGUUGCUUGAGCCCAUUUCAGCAGGCCCUGCUGGUUCAGUGUCUCCGGCCCGACCGGGCGCUUUCGGCGCUGGGUCGCUUCGCCUGUCGUGCUCUAGGGCUGCAAGGUCUGAAUCCUGGCGCUGUGCCUUUACAACAACUGCUGCAGGACGGCUCCCGUCCACUUCUGCUCGUCACAGCACCUGGGGCGGACCCUGGUCAAGAGCUGCGCGAUGCCGCUCAGGGACGACUUCAACAGGUCUUCCUUGGUCGUGGAGCACAACAGCAGCAGGCAGCCCAGGAUGCUCUGCGACGCCAAUCCCAGACGAACACGUGGCUUUGGCUGGCCAAUCUUCAUCUGGCUACCCAGUGGUUGCCUUUCCUGGCACAGGAGUUGGCACGACUGGAGAGGCACCCGGACUUCCGGCUCUGUCUGAGCACGGAGCCGCAUCCAGCCAUUCCGAGCGCGUUGCUGAAGGCCUGCCUCACCGUCGCUUACGAGCCGCCAGCCGGAGUGCGCAGGAGCAUGCGGCGCACCUACGAUGCCUGGGGCCCUUCUGCGCUGAACGGCGCCAGCCUGCUGUGCGCGCAGGCCCACUUUGCGCUCGCUUGGCUACACGCGAUCCUCCAGGAGCGGCUGUCGUACGUUCCGCAAGGCUGGACUAAGCGGUACGAGUUCAGCGAAGCUGACCUGCGCGCCGGCGCUGAUGCCGUGCAGAGGCUAUGCGGCCGCAGCGGCAACGGGGGUGUCAGCUCCAGUCCCUGGGAAACGCUGCGUGGCUUGUUCGAGCUGUCCGUGUACGGGGCGCACUUGGAUGACCCUUUUGAUCGCCGCGUACUGAGUGCCUACGUGCGCCAGUGUUUCGAUCAGAGCACGCUGCCGGGCAGCGAUCGCAAAGAGCCGGCACAGCUGGCCCCGGGAGUUCGCGUGCCCACGUCAACAAGCUUCCAGGCGCACAUACAGCUCAUCGAGCAGUUGCCAGACGAAGAUGCUGGUCGCUACCUAGGACUGGCGGCCAACGUGGAGGGAUCGGUGCAGCGUCUCGGUGCAUUGUCCCUGGUGGCCGAGCUGCGCCGAUUGCAGGCAGGAGCAAGUGGCCCUCGGCAGGUGGCCGGAUUGGAUCAACUGGCCCCGCUGCUCAGCCUCUGGAAGAGCUUGCACCAGGGCGGUUUGCAAGCGCCGCCGGCAGGCGAAGGCGAUGAAGAGGAGGAAGACGCUGUGGCCAGUUUCCUGCGCCAGGAGCGCGCGCACGCAGCCAAGUUGGUGCACGAGGUGCACUCCACACUGGCCGCCGUGAGCCGGGCGCUGCGCCACGCUAGCAGCUUGCUACCGGAAGCCGCCUCGGCCCUGACCAACCACACGGUACCCGACGCAUGGUUGACCCUUUGGUCGGGAGGCCGGCAGUGGGUUCCCGAGGCCUACCUCCGGGCCGUGGCGGGUCGCGCACGUGCAUUGGCCCAGUGGCACUUCGGAGAGGGUCAGCAGCUGCACCUGGGACAACUGCUGCGACCGGGGGCCUUCCUCAGUGCCUGGCGCCAGCAGACAGCUCGGCAAACAGGCCUGGCUGUGGAUGAGCUUCAGCUGGAAGCUUGGUGGCAGGUAGGAGAGGACAGGCCACCCCUCUGGGCUACGCUGGUGGGCCUGCAGUGUGAGGGGGGCCUCCUAGAGGAUACAAGACUUCGUUCCUGCCGCCCUGGCGCCCCAGCGUAUUACCUGUACCCCCCUGCUCUGCUGCAUGGAUGCGCAAGUGUCCCUUCACAUUCUGAAGUGUCGUACAGGGAUAAACAAGACCACAAAUGUUACGACUGCGUGCAGGGCACCCGGCAGUACUCGGGAGGCUCAGUGGUUAGCCUGGCGGUGUACACCAACACAGAAAGGCAAGAGCUGGUUGCUAGCCUGUCUGUGCCUUGUGAAGGUAGCCCACAACAAUGGCUGCUGAGUGGUGCUGCCAUGUUUUUAUCUACGUUAGACUAG
Messenger RNA from Rhipicephalus microplus (southern cattle tick), 12048 nucleotides. It is a transcript of the gene btv, whose product is annotated as dynein cytoplasmic heavy chain beethoven. Lineage: Eukaryota; Metazoa; Arthropoda; Arachnida; Ixodida; Ixodidae. The record is from RefSeq and is a predicted model, not a curated record. Gene Ontology annotation, molecular function: ATP hydrolysis activity; ATP binding; dynein intermediate chain binding. Gene Ontology annotation, biological process: microtubule-based movement. Gene Ontology annotation, cellular component: dynein complex.